UUGGCCAGCUGUCCCUCACCACCUGGGGAGCACCCAGGCCCGUUUCCACCCAAAGGGACUGUGCUUGCCUCCGGCCCAGAGCUCAGGCUGCCCUCUUUGGUCUCUGCUGUCCAGCUACCUGGACUGCCAGCUUCUGCACCCUCCAGAAGACUCCAUGUUGCCUCCAUUCCCCAACAUGGUUGCUCCUGGUUGUCCCGCCGGUGGGGGGGGGGGGGGGGAGGGACCAUGAUGGGGAGCUGGGGAGCUCUCUGGAGCGCAGUGGGCCAGGGAGGUUGUUGUGGGGUCAGGGGCUCCCUCCUUCGUCCUGCUGUAGCUAAUCCUGGAGGCCUUGGGUGGGCUGGGAAGGCUCUGCCCUGUGGGCCAGCUCCCCAUUUCGGGUCUCAGCGGGUCUAUGACAGGAGCUCCUUACUGUGGCUUGUCCACAGGUAGUGGUGUCAACACCUCCUUGCUCUGUCCGUGUCCUUUAGAGUCCUCAUGGUUCUCCCAGGUUCCAGUGUCCCUCUGGCCACUGCCCCUCCAUCCCAAUCCCCUCAGUGCAGAUCAGGUUUUGGGCUAAGCCAGCUUCCCUGUUCAUAACCUCAGAGAAGCUGAGGAUAGCCCAGAUAUGGCUGGGAGGAGAGAGGCUUUGGUCCAGGCCAGUCCUGGCCAACCUUUGGGGGCUUACAUGUUGCCCUCCCUCAUGUUGGUCUGUGAAGUGUAGGCCCCCAACCACACUGUGGUCUUGCCCCCCAGGAGCCCACGGCCCAAGAGAGGCUGGCUUCAAGGGUACCCAAUGGACCACAGAUUUCGAUGCCCAAACCUGGGUUCUGCUCUUGCCUCUCUGGUGCACUUGCUGGGCAGCCUUGGGCAAGUCACUGCCCCCUUAGAAUCUGUCUUAUUUGUAAAACAAGCAUGAUGGAAUGAACAAUGCUUGGUGUACAGGGUUGUGGAGAGUAAAUGAGAGAUGAGCAUGAGAGAGAGGCAAGGCAGACCAGAGGACAGGUUGGGGUCUAUGCUUUAGUUAGGGAACAGAGGGAGGCUAUUGGCCUUGAGGUGGGGUGGGGGGCACCACAGGGGAUCACUGUUGACAGAGGGACAUGUGGAUUGGAGUUGGCUUGGAGGCAAGCACUUGGUUUCAGGGCAUCGCACCCUGCAAACAAGCAUCUAACGGCAUUCCUGAGCUACCUUACCCCAGUGAGCUGGAAUAGCCAUCCCAACCUUCUUGUGGCGUUUGUCUCGUCUGCUGCAACUCAAGCUGGGCACUGAAAGCUGUACACACGGGAAGCUAAGGGGAGGAUGACCAGAGGGAUGGCUAGGGCAUGAAGUAUAUGCUGAGAAGGAGUUUGGGGGUGUGUGUCAGGGGCUACUGAGGAGAUUGUCAGGUGCUGAGCAGGCAAAAGGAAUGAGUCUGAACCCCCAGGGAAGGAGCCUGGGCCCAGGGAAGCAUUGGCAGUCACAGAAGGGAGGGGUUACCUCAUGGUCUGGAGGUUGGAGGGAGUAGUUGGGUUGUGGUGCCUGAGGGCAGUAUCCUGGAGGUCUGGGCUGGGGUCAGAUGGGGAAGGGAAGGGAAGUGGGGGAUGGAUAGGAGCUUGGAGCUGGGAUGCAGACAGCACAGCACUCCCCGCCCCCCCCCCCGCCACUCCCCAAGAGACUGCUCAUCUUCUGGCCAAGGCCUGGGAGCUCUAGGUGGUAGGAAGGGGCCAUUUAGUGGCAAAGGUCCCCCAGCCCCCGCCUAUAGAAUCAUGAAAAGGACCCCUGUAUUGUGGAGUCCAUGGGAUCCUUCUGGGGAUGGGAAGGUCUGGGUGGAGGGGAAGACCAGCUGCCUCUCACUCCAGCCGGGGGCAGAUGGGAGCUGGGUGCUCCAGCUUUCCAGGACUCCCUCAGGCCCCUGAGCCUCACAGAGGCUGUUGUCUUUGCCUGGACUCUCUUCCCUCCCUGCUCCCUCACCUCUCUGUCCUCCAAGUCCAGCCCAAUCGGCCCCUCCUCUGGGAAACCAUCCACAGUGCUUUGGGCCCUCUUCUGCAGGACAGUCCUGUUUCAGAAGUUGCUGGGCAGGGGCUGGUGCCGCUCCCACUUCUGCUGCUGCUACACCCACCAGCCCAGCUAUCACUUGGGAGGAAAGGCUGCCUUAAUGCACCAGGGAGAGGCAGGCAGCACCACUCUGGUGCCUCUCCUAGUAUCUGGGCUGGUGGUCUCUGUCUGCCUAUCCAUCACAGGGGCAUUCACCUCUGGCUCCUCGGUGGACUUUGCAAAUUGUGGGGGUGGGGGGCGCCUCAUGGAACGAGGAGCAGUGGCAGAGCCGUGUGGCAUCUGGGCCAGCCCACAGGCCAUGCUGCAGUUGGUUUACCCUCUCCCUUCAGCCUCCAGGGCUGCAUCAUCAUGCCUUCAUCCCAGGGACCCCAGAAGUGGGUCUGCCUCCCUCCCAUCCUCCACUUUCUGGGCAGCUCCUGCCCUCCAACAGGCCAGCCUUCUCCCAGGGCCCCACCCCAGGCCCACUAGGGCCAUCUAGGAACCUCCCCGCCUCCCCUCACCCCCACCCCACAUCUCUUUCUGGCAUCAUAGUGCCUGUCAUGCUACCAUUAGAGGGUUCUUUUCAGGGAGGUGUGGGUGCUAUGCACUUCCCAGGGUGCUGUCUCACAGGGGCAUCGGUACAGAAGGGAAGACUCUGCUCAGGAUCUCAAGGAAUGUGGGAUGGAGCAGGAGUGGGAUCCCACCUGAGCUCCUUCCACCACAGAGUGGGCACCCAGCACCUUGUGUGUGGGGUGACCUCUUGGAGGGAGGCCAUCAGAUGCAGCAGCCAGUGAGAGGGUGAAUGGCCACCUCAGGCUGGGAAGAUGCAGUCUCUCCAGUACCUGGCCUGGACAUUCGGGGAUGGCAGACGAACUCUGGGCCCCCUGUGGGGAGAAAGGAGCUGUGGCAAGGUCCUGUGGCCCCAGGGGCUGGUGCUGUGGAGGCUGCUCUAGGGGGGCUAGACUCAGUGCAGGGAACUGGCUCUCCACCCAGCUGGUUCCUGCGCACAUCCUGCCCUCCCAGAGCUGAGAACAGCAGCCACAUGGAGGGCCUGUGGGAGAGGGGGUACCACUGGAUGCCUGCCUGAUACUUUGGGCCGAGCCCGCACCAUGUUCCUGAAGUUAUCCUGCAGGGAGGGAAGUGGGGAGGCAAGAGGCACCGGUGCUCCACGGCUUUCCUCCAGGCAGCACCGGAAGACACUGGUCCCACUCCAGUUGAUGGGGCUUGGUAGGUCCCAGGGCCCUGGGGUUCUGGGAGGCUUGUGCCCAGGCUUGGGCCACUCCAAACACCAGUCAUGACAGAGCUAGCGGAGGGCGUGUGGUUGGCAGCAGGAGCUAAGCUGCCUGUCUAGCUAUUUCUUCUUUCCUUGUUGCUCUCUGCACGCUCACUGAGCUCCCAUUAGACAGAUGUCCAUACUUCUUUCUCAAUUUACCUUCUGUGUCUCUCAACUGUAUCUCCUGCUGGGCUUCGUGUCUUUGUGAAGUUCCUGUGAUAAUACCUCAGGGCUGAUCAUUCCUCAGAUCCCCAGUUGUCUCUUCAAUUGUGUACAUGCUUGAAGUGCAUCGUGUUGAUGGUGUUCUCUUUCUCAUUCCCUUGACUUUUCAUUUUGGGGACCUUAUAUUCUUUCUUGCUCAUAUUCAUUCACCUGUUCUUGUUUCUCUUUUGCCAGUCAAGCCAUAAGUUCUCCUUCUUGUUUAUGGGUGCUAUUCCUUUUUUCAUCUCUUUGAAGACCCUAAAUGUCUUUGAAAAACAUUAUUAGAUUAUGACCUUCAUCUCUUUCAGAAUGAAUGAAACUCCAUAUUCAGGGUGCUGCUGCUUUAUCUUUCUUAGCUUGAGCUUUUCUCCUGUGCUUUCAAAUUGUGGCUUACAGGGUCAUCUUAAGUGGGAAUGGAGGCCCUGGAGACAGGGAGUGACCUGCACACUAAGGCAGCAGCUGGCUCUCAGCACACUCUCCUGGGACAGUUCCUCCUUCCAGGUCCCCUGCUGUAGGCUCAGGACCUUGCUAAGGCCAGGCUCAGUAGCACGUGGCACAGAGCUCCCUGUGAUCCAGCAGUUGGGAUGCUGCAUGGCACAGGGUAGGCAUUUGUAUAACAUUUGCUAUGAGGAAGUAGUGGAAGAGACACAGGUUAGGAUUCUGGAGCCCAGGAAUGGGCCAAGCAUGGUUAUGCCAGGUCUGAGUCCCUACACUUGGCUUAGUUUAUUGCCCUUAGCAGCACCCAGGAGCAGAGGUGCAGGGUCCUGCCUGGAAGGCAGGCUCUGGGGUGUACAGCCACCAUCUGGGCAUGUGUACAGAAAGCCUCACUAGUCUGACUUACAAGGAGCCAGAAGUGGGCCAGGAAAUAUGUGGGUUUUGAUUAAAUGGAGUUUUAAUUAAAAUGGCCAGGUUGGUGGGGAUAAGAAGGAAGGCCAGAAGAAGCAGCAGUUUUGAGUCUGACUCCUGGGAAUCCUGGGAGCUGUCCUUUCAAGGCUUAUCACGCACAUUCCCCAACAUGUGUCUCUAGUUUAUAUGGGACAGCUUCUGCCCUCUGCCCUGUCCCCAAAGAAGGAUAAUCACAGGGAAAUAUUACAUUAUUAACAUUUAAUUUCCCCUCCUGGCUAGCAACAGAUGACUCAAGAAUUAAUUAGAGUCAGCAGAGAGGGAUAGGAAAUUGUCAGAUCCUGGCUCCGCCCCUGGCCCCCUCCCCUUGGGCCUCCAACCUUCCUGUCACUCUAGGAGGCCUCAGAAGGGAGGGAAGCAGAGAGGGGCCAGCAUGCCCCAAGAAAUCUUCCUGCUUCUGUGUUUAUUAUGGGCAUUUCCCUCCGCUCUAUUUCACCCUUUUAUGCUCUUGGUAUCUGUAAGACUGGGAGAGGUUGUUAAUCUCUUUGGGACUUAGCUUCCUCGUCUGUAAAAUGGGGCUCAUGGGGCCAGUGAGAACACAGAUGACCGCAAUGUCCCUGUGCCCUCACAUCAUGAGCUCCCAAGCAGGCUGCACAAGCUAAGAAGGUCUGCGUAGAGUCUCAGCAUCCAGGGAGAGCGCAGGGUGUGGUGGCUUAGUGGCGGCUGGAACCUAGUGGCAUAGGGUCUCUCCAGUUGUGUUAAUUGCCAUUUCCUGUCAGUGAUACAUACGUGAUACUAACGUAGCUUGAAAUUGGCCAUAUGGGGAGCAUUUAUACCAUGAACGUCUGGCAAAGGCCACAAGUUAGGAUGCCCCCACCUCCCAGACUGAUUUGCCCACCUAUGGCUGGGAAGCUCCCAACCUUCCCACAAAAUAGCUCCAGUAGGAGGCUGUGCAGCCUUCUCCCUGCCUUGUCUGCCCCCUGGUGCCUUGAGCUCCACUGAUGAGGGCAGUGAGAGUUGAGAGCAGCAGCUAAGCUGCUUGGGGCCAGCACUCUGGUUUGACAGAUGCCCAGGUUUCCUGUGGGGCCGGGCCAGUCUCACCCCAGGAUGUGCUGGCAGCAGCUAGAAGAGCCUGCAGAAAUGCUGUAGGAAGGGCAGAUGGGCAACUAGAAGUGCAAGGAGGCAGCCUUUUAGGACUCAGGGGCAUUAGGUGUGCCUUUAGCCCCUUGCAAGACUGAUGUGGGUAGGAGGAUCGGUGACCACUAAGAUCCAUUGCAUCCAGUGAGAUUGGGAAGGUGCCCCAGGCAUGGUGGGCAGUAGAAAGGUAGCUUCAGUUUAGUCAGGAAGAGUGUUGGUCCCAGGUGCUGUUCAACAUGAGGGCCCAUGGCACAGAGGGUGGUGGUAGGGAGACCCUGAGGACUGGGCAUAUGUAGGCAGGUACCCAGGGCUGCCAAGAGAGCCUCACCUAACAGAGGGCUGGGUUAGGCCCCUUGAAGGUCCUUCCACUCCAGGCAGCCUGGCUCAUGGAGGCAGCCUGGCAUCCAGGACGGGUGCUGGUGGUGUGACCCCAUCAGUAGGGCUCAGGGCAUUGGGGCAGGACAGCCUGGCUCCACAGAAAUGUGAUACGUAUUUGGGUUAGGUGGAUUGUUGGUGAUCCCACCUCAUCUUCCCCCAGGCCAGGUGCCCUCUGAAUCUGGACAGUGGUCUGGGGCCAAGUCAUGCUUCUAGCCUGGGUUGGUCUGAUUGGCAGAGGCUGUGGUGCCUCUGAAUGCAAAUUCCCCUGGAGAGGUUGAAGUCUGGGUAAGAAGGGUGGCAGGUGAUGGUUAGGCGGCUAGGAGAGCAGGCGGCUCACUGGUAGGAGGAGGUAGGGUUCCCUAAGGCUCCCUUGGCCUGGACAGUGGCCUGCUGCUAGUGCUGGGCCUGGGAGGCCCCUAGGAGGGAAAUAGUUUGGGGCCUGUCACUUCCCUUCUGGAGAAUAAAAACAAGACCCUAGACACACGGCUUCUGCAGCUGGGGGCGGGGGAGGGGGGGACCCUGGUGAAUGCUGUCUUAGGCUAUAGGCCAGGAGCACCAAGGGACACUCUGUGGCCAGGGAUAGCACCAGGAGACUUGGUCUGAUCCUCCUCUGCCAGUGACAUGCUUUAUGAGCAGCUGGCUGGCAAGUACCCUGUGUAUAGCAGGGCCCUGAGAUUCAUUCAUGGUCUCUUGGUGGUGGGCCCCUGCCAGGCCUGAGAGAAGCCAUUGGGCUGGCUGCAAGAACCCCCCCAUUUUUCAAGCACUUUGCCUCCUCUUCUCUGUCCUGCUUCCUGGUGUUGCGUGCUCCAUUGGAGCCUCCUAGUGGGCAUAGGGAAUACCCCUUGGAUAUAGUUCCAGCCGCCUGAAGCACACAGGAGUCAGAAGGAAACUUGGUGUUCAUCUGUUGCAGCCUGGCCCCUUGAACAUGGCCAGGGACCACGAGUGACCUUCUCCCAAGAUCACCAGCCCUGCUCUAUCCCUUGUGUCCUGGAGGAGUGAAGGAGGAUGCAGUUUCCUGAGCCCAAGUGUGGGAAGCUGAAGGGCAGCUUUGGGCCUCUUGUCUCCAUGCAGGCAGCAGUUGCCGCCCAUAUGCACCUAGGGCCCCGUGAAGGCCCAGGACAGGAGGAGUAGGUUGAUUUGGCAUGAGGGGACACCACUGGGCAGCACAUGUGAGCAUGAUAAGGUGGGGGCAGAGGCCCCUAGGCUGGUAGGGGAUAUGGAGACCAUUUCACAAGCUCAAGGGUGAACACCAGGGGUUUGGGCUGGGGGAAACCAAGACCUCUACUUCUGCUUGUGCUUCUCAGGAGGGUCAGCAAUUCCUUACAUUUCUAGGACAUUUUCACUCUGGGGGAGCCCUUUAAGAUCUGUUUAUUUCCUUCUCAUAGAAUCAUGAGUGAGAGCUGAAAUGACCCCCAGAGGCUAUCUGGGGUCCAAUCUCCUCACUGUAUCAAUGAGGAAACUGAGGCCUAGAAAAGAAAAAAACAUCCUUGCCUGCAGUUCCCCAGGAAGUCCUGGCUGAGCACCCUGCCUUCUGCACAGCACCAAACUGAAUUCAGUCUGUCCUGGCAUCAGCCAGGCAGAGGAGCAGCAUCACCAGCAAGGGCAGGGGGGCUUAGCUGCCAGCAGUGGAAGACAGGACAAGAUGGACCACCCAGGUCCUUCCAGAUUGGAACUCUAGGCCUGCUCCUUAACCUAGCAGCUUAGGCAGGUGCUGGUAGUUCCCAGGAAGAGCUCUUGGGGGAUGGAGCAGACUGAAGCUGGCUGAGAGAGAAGGUGCCUCGGGGACUGUGAAGCCGAGCUGAGCCAAGAUGCUGCCGGAGCCCCUGAAGAGGGUCUGGUUUCUGGAGACUCAGAGUUGGCUCUGAAACAGCCCUUGGGGAGCCCCCCCCCUCCCCCGCUUGCCUGCAGGGACGCUCUUGGCUCCUGUGAAGAAGGGGCUCAGGGGCCUGGGCAGGGCCAGCUGCACUGCAGCUAUGGACCGUGAGCUGGCCUGGCCCGCGUCCUUGCUGACCCUGCCUGUCUGCGGCCAUGCCCACCAUGGGCUCCUGGGUGUACAUCAUGGUGGAGCUGGCAAUUGCUGUGCUGGCCAUCCUGGGCAAUGUGCUGGUGUGCUGGGCUGUGUGGCUGAACAGCAACCUACAGAACGUCACCAACUACUUUGUGGUGUCACUGGCGGCAGCCGACAUUGCUGUGGGAGUCCUCGCUAUCCCCUUCGCCAUCACCAUCAGCACAGGGUUCUGUGCUGCCUGCCAUAAUUGCCUCUUCUUCGCCUGCUUUGUCCUGGUCCUCACACAGAGCUCCAUCUUCAGCCUCCUGGCCAUCGCCAUUGACCGCUACAUCGCCAUCCGCAUCCCACUCCGGUACAAUGGCUUGGUGACUGGCACAAGGGCCAAAGGCAUCAUUGCAGUCUGCUGGGUGCUGUCAUUUGCCAUUGGCUUGACUCCCAUGUUGGGCUGGAACAACUGCAGCCAGCCGAAGGAGGGCAAAAACCACUCACAGGGCUGUGGGGAGGGCCAGGUAGCCUGUCUCUUCGAGGAUGUGGUUCCCAUGAACUACAUGGUGUACUACAACUUCUUUGCUUGUGUCCUGGUGCCCCUGCUGCUCAUGCUGGGUGUCUACUUGCGGAUCUUCCUGGCUGCUCGGCGACAGCUGAAGCAGAUGGAGAGCCAGCCUCUGCCGGGGGAGCGGACUCGGUCCACGCUGCAGAAGGAGGUCCAUGCUGCCAAGUCGCUGGCCAUCAUUGUGGGGCUCUUUGCCCUCUGCUGGCUUCCCCUGCACAUCAUCAACUGCUUUACCUUCUUCUGCCCAGAGUGUAACCAUGCCCCGCUCUGGCUCAUGUACCUGACCAUCAUCCUCUCCCACACCAAUUCCGUUGUGAAUCCCUUCAUCUAUGCCUACCGCAUCCGUGAGUUCCGCCAGACCUUCCGCAAGAUCAUUCGCAGCCAUAUCCUGAGGCGACGGGAGCCCUUCAAGGCAGGCGGCACCAGUGCCCGGGCCUUGGCAGCUCAUGGCAGUGAUGGAGAGCAGAUCAGCCUUCGCCUCAAUGGUCAUCCUCCUGGGGUGUGGGCCAAUGGCAGUGCCCCCCAUCCUGAGCGGCGGCCCAAUGGCUAUGCCCUGGGGUUGGUGAGUGGAGGGAGUGCCCACGAGUCCCAUGGGGACAUGGCCCUCCCAGAUGUGGAGCUCCUCAGCCAUGAGCUCAAGGGAGCAUGCCCAGAGUCCCCUGGCUUUGAGGGACCCCUGGCCCAGGAUGGAGCAGGAGUGUCCUGAUGAUCCACUGAGUUUGCCCUUUCCUCCAGGAAGGAAAUCUUUCUCUUUGGUGGAUGGAACCAGUCACGUUGGGAGAAGAAUGAAUGUGCCUGGAGACCCUUCUUGUGGCCAGUUCCUACUUUGGACUGAGAGGAGAGUACCCUGGCUGGAGCAGCAUGAGGCCCAGCAGGAAGGGUUUGGAGUCCGAGGAAGCAGACAUUUCAUGUUGGGAGGCCCUGCAUCAGGUCAGGGCCACGGCAUCAGAACAUCUUGGCUGGGCAGGGCCCAGUACCCCACUCAAAGCAUCUAGAAAUACCACCCUAACUUCACAGAGCAGCUGUGGCAGAGCAGGCUGGCUAGCCCUAAGGCUGGGGGUGGCUCCGACAGACCCCCCUAAUCACAUACACACCACCCUCCCGAGACUUUCCUAGGGUUCAGGAGCUGCUGUGCCCAGAGGUGGCGUGUUUUUGUUUUUGUUUUUUCCAGGAGAAAAUGUUAAACCUGAAGAAAUCCCCCUUUUUUUUUUUUUUUUAAAUCAUCUUCCUUCCCUGGUUGCUGGGUCUGUUGUUGGUCUUGCUGCUAACCUGGCCUCAGAGGUCAGCCCAGGGAGUCCCAGGCAGCUCUCACUGGCUGCCAUGAGCUGCAAUGCACUUCUUACCCCAUCAGUCCCAGGGCCAUUUCUUAAGGCCACAGAGCUGGGCUCAAGGACAGGGAGUUGUAAUGGAAUGGUGUCAGACUGUGGGCUUAAGGGAGGAGGUGGGGACUGGCCCACCAUGGGGUGUGCCUGGGUAGCUCAGAGCUGCCCAGUUAGAGGCCCUAUCUAACUGCCUUUCCUUCUGAAGGGAAUGUUUUUUUCUGAGAUAAAAUAAAAAUGAGCCAUGUUGUGUUUUAAACUUG
Messenger RNA from Felis catus (domestic cat), 9964 nucleotides. It is a transcript of the gene ADORA2A, whose product is annotated as adenosine A2a receptor. Gene Ontology annotation, molecular function: G protein-coupled adenosine receptor activity. The record is from RefSeq and is a predicted model, not a curated record. NCBI's taxonomy places the organism in Eukaryota, Metazoa, Chordata, Mammalia, Carnivora, Felidae. Gene Ontology annotation, cellular component: membrane. The coding region runs from base 7850 to 9088 and encodes 412 amino acids. The transcript has 4 exons. Gene Ontology annotation, biological process: G protein-coupled adenosine receptor signaling pathway; adenylate cyclase-activating G protein-coupled receptor signaling pathway.